Molecule: messenger RNA, 735 nt
Organism: Metarhizium album ARSEF 1941
Lineage: Eukaryota; Fungi; Ascomycota; Sordariomycetes; Hypocreales; Clavicipitaceae
Exons: 1
Coding region: 1-735 (244 amino acids)
Source: RefSeq, a predicted model, not a curated record
AUGGACGUCAACAAAGCCCCUGGCGGCAAGCACCCCUCGCAAACCGAAACUCCCGAACCACUGCUUGAUGUCUUCAAGGCAGCAGCACUCUCCGUAACGAAGCUGUAUAAAACUUCGGCUCUGGCAGAAUCGAGAGCCAGGACCGAGGGCUAUCAGGAAUGCCUUGACGACAUCCUUGCCUUUCUAGACAGGGAAAAUAUUGGCCUCACAGACGGAGAGGGGUGGUCGAUACGGAAAUGGGCGACGGAACGUCUCCAUGGACGUGAGUCAGUGCCGCACACUACCGAAAGUGAGGACGAAACCGAACGAGCCGAGAGAACCUCGUCGCCGGAAGUAACAAGAACAAGCGCUGAACCUCAACCGUCGGCUGCUAAACGAACAGAAUCGCCCACGCCUAACACUGUUGCGAUUCCGGAGCCGAUUCCCGAAGAACCUAUGGCCAUAGUUGUACCAUCACAAGACAACUUUACCUUUCAGUCUUCGCACCCUUAUCCAAACAUUGCCACCUUGGACCUUUCGGAUUCCCGAGCUCGUGAUGGGUCAUCACAUCCACCUGCCCGAGGCUCCAAGUCAAGAAUGAGCGGACACAACUCAAAAUCAGGCCUGAGAGGAGCCGGCCAUCUAGGCAAAGGAGCUGGAACAAAGCGCCGAUGGGAUUUUGACGACUUUUUUGGAGGCUGUCUAGGAGGUAAGGAUCCACUCGGAAAUGGGGGGAAGCGCAGUCGGCAUGCUUGA